Messenger RNA from Acipenser ruthenus (sterlet), 1169 nucleotides. Its product is annotated as armadillo-like helical domain containing protein 1. The record is from RefSeq and is a predicted model, not a curated record. The transcript has 11 exons. Lineage: Eukaryota; Metazoa; Chordata; Actinopteri; Acipenseriformes; Acipenseridae. The coding region runs from base 45 to 1037 and encodes 330 amino acids.
GUCAAUAAAAAUACGCGGCGUGUCGGCGCAGAAGUAAGACAUACAUGACUGGUACAUAUUUAGACCAGCAAUUACAGGAUAUAGAUGUUUUUCUUUCUGCAGCAAGCAACCAUCACUUCCUGAUUGAGUUUUUGGAGGUCGGAGGUGUUUUAACCCUUUUAGAGAUCCUAGGACAAAAGCAGUCAAGGGAGGAGAUACAAGCGGAAGCUUUAAAGUUACUUCAGACUGUUGCCAAUGCUGGAAGGAAGUACAAAGAGCUAAUUUGUGAAAGCUAUGGUGUGCGAAUCAUCGCUGAAUGCUUAGCCCUGUCGAAGACUGAGGAGUCCCAGGACCAGGCCCGCUUCCUUCUGGAGUCACUGGCCCACGGAAACCCCAAGUACCAGAACCAGAUGUACAAGGGGCUAAUAGCACUGCUACCUUGCACCUCCCCCAAAGCACAGCAGCUAGCCCUGCAAACACUCCGGAUUGCACAGGUAAUUGUUAAGACAGUCCAUCCAAGUAUUGUGGAAGCUCUUCUGAAUUUGCUGAGAUCAUUGCACCUUAAAGUGCAAUAUAAAGCAAUUGAGCUGAUCAGAGAGCUGAUGCACUAUGAAGUCAGACCAGCAUUGCUAAAAGGCCUCGUUGCUUUGCUCAAGCCAUCCAGAGAGGAAAUUAGCAAACCUCAAAUUCUGAAUGUUCCAGUAAUGCAGAAACUAAAUGAAUCCCUGCCAGUGUUUGUUCAGCAAGCUGCUGCAGCGAAGGCCACUGGGAUCUUGGAGAUGGAGUCGCUUGAGUUCAUAGAGGAGCUAGACAACCUGAGAGUAGUGCACCACCUGCUAUGUGCCAUGGGCAACCAGUUAUCUACCCUUCUUUUCCAUUAUUUUGUCCGUAUCUUUCCUGUUGUGGAGGAGCAUGUGAAGAAAGCAAUGCGAGAAAGCCUUUUUGAGCUCUUCCUGGACAAUUCUGAGGUUUUAUAUAUGAAGAUGGAUGUAAUUCAAGCAGAUAUUCUGGCUUCAAACAAAAUCAACAUUACUGGAGUUCAUGAAGUCUCUGAAUGAUGUCACUGUCAAUAUAGUGGAAGAGUAUACACAUUUAAAAGUAUUUAUUGUUAAUACGUUUGUAAAAUAUGUACUAUUUUGAAUGGUUUGGGUUUAAUGUUUAACCAAUAUUAAAGAAAAAAGUUUUUUAUU